Molecule: messenger RNA, 2292 nt
Organism: Neltuma alba
Lineage: Eukaryota; Viridiplantae; Streptophyta; Magnoliopsida; Fabales; Fabaceae
Product: cysteine-rich receptor-like protein kinase 25
Exons: 7
Coding region: 161-2152 (663 amino acids)
Biological process (GO): defense response to bacterium; protein phosphorylation
Cellular component (GO): plasma membrane
Molecular function (GO): ATP binding; protein serine/threonine kinase activity
Source: RefSeq, a predicted model, not a curated record
GACGUGAUAUUCUUUAACAGUGCAUUUUUCUGGUCUAUUACAAAAUUGACUUUCUGAACCGUAAGCAAUGAAGCAAUAAGCUCCGUCCUAGCUUGCAAUUCCAAGCGAUAAGGGUAUAAUUUGAGCAAGCGAGGGACAGAGAUCUUCACCAACAAACGAAAUGAAGCUCUACAAAAUUGAUCCUCCUCCUCUCUCUGUUCUCAUGAUCUUCAUGGCGAUCCUUACAGUGAUAGUAACCAGUUAUAGAGCAUCCGCCCAAACAGAGGAAUAUUACAACUGUCGAAACACUACAUUUUUCUCUUCCAAUAGUUCCUAUCAAACCAAUCUCGACCAUCUCCUUUCAUGGCUUUCCACAAAUUCCACCCGCCAAAACGGUUUCUACUAUGCCGCCGCCGGAAACUCCGAUAGCACUGUCUACGGCGCCUUCCUCUGCCGUGGCGAUCUCACCCCCGAUGCCUGCCAUGACUGCGCUUCCGUAGCGGCCAAACAAAUACUCCGAAGGUGUCCUUUAGAUAAAAAGUCAGUGAUCUGGUUCAACGAGUGUAUGUUACGUUACUCAGAUGAGCCUUUCUCCUCCGUCAGUGAAGAAGCCCCCAGGCUUAUUUUGAUGAAUACUGCGGCAAGCUUAAACCAGAGUAGCUUCAUGUCACUGUUGGCUGAGACUAUCAACGCGGCGGAGACGCAAGCCGUAAAGGGCGGGGCUGACAAGAAGUUUGCUACAAAAGAAGCCAAAUUUUCUACUUUUCAAACGCUGUAUACGCUAGCACAGUGCACGCCGGACUUAACAGAAACUACCUGCGAAACAUGCUUAAAACGAGCAAGUUCGACCUUACCCAGUUGCUGCAAUGGAAAAAUAGGGGCCAGAGUCCUGCAAACUAGUUGUAUUGUCCGAUAUGAAACGUACCCGUUCUACCAAUCAUCGCCGGUGAUCACCCCGCGAGAACCAACGCCAAAAGGAAAAACCCGGAUCUCUGUAGCCGUAGUCCUCGCGAUUGUGGCUCCAAUUACGACUGUUUUGCUGCUUUUCCUCCUUCUCUGCUGGUUAGGAACUAGAAGGGCAAGCAAGAAGCACAUAUUAGUGCCGCCAGCUGAAGAAAACGAUGUUGAAAUUUCCAGUGUGGAGCACGUGCAGUUUGAUCUGGAAACAGUCAGAUUGGCCACAAACAACUUCUCCCAUGAAAAUAAACUAGGCGAAGGAGGAUUUGGUGAGGUUUUCAAGGGAUCUCUUCCUAAUGGGCAAGAUAUUGCAGUGAAGAGGCUUUCAUUAAGCUCCAGGCAAGGUGCAGAAGAAUUCAAGAAUGAGGUGGUCUUAGUGGCCAACCUUCAACACAGAAACCUUGUUAGGCUAUUGGGGUUUUGCUUGGAUGGAGAAGAGAAGAUCCUCAUAUAUGAGUUCAUUCCCAACAAGAGCUUGGAUCAUUUUCUUUUCAAUGAUGAAAGAAAAAUUAUGCUCAAUUGGCCAAAACGAUACAAGAUCAUACAAGGAAUUGCUCGCGGAAUACUUUACCUUCAUGAAGACUCUCGGCUUAGAAUCAUACACCGUGAUCUUAAAGCUAGUAAUAUAUUAUUAGAUGAGAAUUUGAAUGCAAAAAUUGCAGAUUUUGGUAUGGCAAAAAUUUUUGGUGCUGAUCAAACUCAAGGAAAUACAAAUAGAAUUGUGGGAACCUUUGGUUAUAUGCCUCCGGAGUAUGCAAUGCAUGGGAAUCUGUCUGUCAAAGUGGAUGUAUAUAGCUUUGGCGUGUUGAUUUUGGAAAUAAUAAGCGGACAAAAGAGCACAUCCUUUCAAGAACCCAACUACGAUGAACAUCUCCUGAACUAUGCCUGGAGGAAAUGGAAAGAUGGGACGCCGUUGGAAGUGUUAGACGUGAGUUUGAGAGAUUCUUAUAAUAGAGAGGAAGUGAGAAGAUGCAUCCAGAUUGCAUUAACAUGUGUACAAGAAGAUCCAGCUCAAAGGCCAACAAUGCAGACAAUAGUUCUGAUGCUCAAUAGUUACUCAGUUAGCGUAGCAAUACCUGAGAGACCUCCAUUUUUGGUUCACAGCAGAACUGUUGAGAUCAGCCUUCCAUCGAACUCCACAGAUAAGUCUUCUCAAAGCAGAUCAGCCCCAUACUCUGUUGACGAAGCUUCCAUCACUCAAGUGUACCCUCGAUAGCUUAUCUGUUGUUCUGUUUACCAACAUGUGGAUUGUGGAGAUUCGUUUGGAUUCCUAUGUAAGAUCAGAAUAUUAAUAGCGAAAAAAGCAUCUGUCCACUUCUUAGCAGAAUAAAAGAGAUCCGAAUUUAUUAGCUGAUA